AUGUUGGCCAAGCUGUCUCUUCUCCCUCUGCUGUCUGCCGCAGUCUCGGCAUCUCCCCUCUUGGAUGCAAGUGCCCCGGUGGCUGUCCUUGACGGGAGAGCUGUGACGGUGACGAACGCCGACCUGUCCAACUUCGAGUACUAUGUCCAGAUGGUUGCAGCAACCUCUUGCAACAGUGACGCCGCCGCAGGUGCCUCCAUUACCUGCGGUGCGGAUGCCUGCCCUGAUGUUGAGACCAACGGUGGAAAGAUUGUUGGCACCUUCUCCGGCUCCAUUUCUGGCCUCGAGGGCUUCGUUGCCACGGAUCCCGUGAGGAAGAACGUUGUCAUUGCCAUUCGUGGCUCCAGCAACGUUCGCAACUGGAUCACCAACCUCCUCUUCGGCCUCGAGGACUGUGACCUCGUCGACGACUGCAAGAUUCACUCUGGCUUCUCUAACGCCUGGGAUGAGGUUAAGGACAAUCUCUUGGCCUCGGUCAAGUCCGCCAAGGCCGCCAACCCCAGCUACUCCAUCAUCGCGACUGGCCACUCUCUCGGCGGUGCUAUCGCUACCAUUGCCGCCGCCAACCUCCGCCUCGAUGGCUACCCUGUUGACCUCUACACCUACGGCUGCCCCCGCGUCGGCAACGACGCCUUUGUCAACUUUGUCACCGUCCAGCCCGGCGCCGAGUACCGCAUUACCCAUGUUGACGACCCCGUCCCCCGUCUGCCCCCGAUCUUUCUCGGCUACCGCCACACUAGCCCCGAGUACUGGCUGUCCACCGGCAGCGCCACCACAGUUAACUACACCAUCGCCGACAUCAAGAUUUGCGAGGGCGACGCCAACACCAAGUGCAACGGCGGCACCUUUGGACUCAACGUUGACGCUCACAAGUACUACUUCCGCAAGACCGGCGCCUGCAACACCGAAGGCUUCGAGUUUCGCGAGAGAGAGGAGGAGAUUUCGGAUGAGGACCUCUCCGCGCGCCUCACGGCCUGGGUCCAGCAGGACAUUGAGUUUGCCGAGACUCUGGGGAAGGCUUAG
Messenger RNA from Colletotrichum spaethianum, 1023 nucleotides. RefSeq names its product lipase. Gene Ontology annotation, biological process: lipid metabolic process. NCBI's taxonomy places the organism in Eukaryota, Fungi, Ascomycota, Sordariomycetes, Glomerellales, Glomerellaceae. The record is from RefSeq and is a predicted model, not a curated record. The coding region runs from base 1 to 1023 and encodes 340 amino acids. The transcript is spliced from 3 exons.